GCUAAUUUGACAGAAAGGGACAACGCGGUACGGGGGUUAGUCAAGAUGGAACAGAUUUUCCUAUUUUUCUGCACCAUGUGGCUAGCUGUUGCUUCAGCAUGGGCACAGGAUUACUACAAUGCGUUAUCUUCCAAGGAUUUUGAAUCAUUUAAGAACGCUGUUGUGCCCUGUGCGGUUUAUUUUGUUUCAAAGUCUCCUGAAAAACUGAAAAAAGAUUGGCAAGUAAAGGAGUUCUUGACAAACUUUAUGGAUUCUGGGCGGUACCUGACAGACUUCAGUGUCAACUUUGCCACAGUUGAUUGUCAUUCUGAUCCUGUGCAGGAUUAUUGUUCCAGGGACAAUGCAAGGAGUACACUUUUUGUAUUCAGACAUGGCCACAUUCUCACUGAACUGCCGAUGGAUUCGUUGUACAGUGUUGAUUCCAUCAUUUCAAACAUGCUACAUCUGGUGCUGUUACGAGAAGUUCCCCUUAUACAGGAACCGGCAGAUCUAGCAUCUAUGCAGCAACGCCACAAAGGACACAAAGAUAUCCUGUUUGCAAAGAUGAUUGCCGUGGGCACAUCAGAGCACCGUGCAUUUAUGGAAGGAGCCUUUGCAUAUGGCCACCUGUAUAAGUUUGUCAUGACCACAAAUAUGGGCACCAACAUGCUAGGACCUGGGUCCGAGGAGGAGUGGGAGGAGCAGGAGAAUAGGGUGUGGCUACUCCAGUGUAAGCAGGCAUCCUCACUGGACUUGUGUCAUAGGUCAUUCUUCCGGGGCAAGAUGCGCGUGGCUGACUUUGCCUUGUACCUGAAGACUCUGGAUGUUCUUCCAUAUACUGAAUAUAAAGCCCCAGGUGGGACAGUCCUGUACCAACAACUGGGCAUCCCAACGGCUUACCUGUACAGCAAUGCUGCUGAUUAUAGGUAUCACAAGGAGAUGGUCCAGGACCUAUCCCAGACAUACCGUGGAAACCUUGGCUUUGUCCUUGUUAACAGUGAUGUGACUCCAGAGAGUGUUGUAGCUGACAUUGAACGCUGCCAGCCUCCAUGCCUCAUGUUACAACGAGCGCCUGAGGAGAACUUGAUUCAUAUGGAAGAUGAUCUGACUGUGGAGAAUGUAGCAGAGUUCAUUGAGGACAACAUGUACAUUAGAGAGAAUCCCUCUGAAAUUCAAGAAGAGUACGAUCCUGUCCCAGUCCAAGAAGUCCAGGAUGACGAGGUGCAGCAUGCUGUCUACAGUGACACCAGAAUCCUUGACAUGGCGCACGUCCCCAAGUUGACCGACAAAACCUUCCCAGAAUUCAUUUCUGACACAGGAUUGGUCAUUGUUCUCUUUACAGUGCGCUGGGAUCCACGAUGCAAGGCUUUCCUGGAAUCUUACUCCAAUGCCGCUCAUACCAUCCAGCAGGACAUCCCUGCCACCGACCGACCCCCUGUUGGGCCCCUUGCCCAGGUGGAGUGUUUCAACUGGCCUGAUGUCUGCCAACUGGGCAACGUAACAGCCUACCCAACCAUCCAGCUGUACAGAGAGGGGAAGUUGGUGACGGAUUACCGGGGAUCGCUGAGUGAGGCAGGCAUCCUGAAAGCCUACAGACUGCAUUCCACCGCCAAUCCUGUGGUGUUGGACUCCUGUCCUGAUUGCCAGGCCAUCAGUAAAGGGGAGCUGCCAAGCUGGGUCUCCUCCACGCUUCCUGCCGUUGUCAUUGGAUACUUCCCAGAUGCUAGUACCAAAGAGCGGUCAGAGUUUGAGCAUGCAGCCAAGAUGCUCCACGGUCAGCACCUGAUGGCAGUGUGCUUCAAGGACUGUACACAACACAGCUCUGACACUGAUGGCUCCAAGCCCAUGGUGACUGCCUUCAAGUGGGGAGACCACCACCAGCCAUUGGUACAGUACAGUGGAGACUACACCACAGACAGUCUGGUCCAGUUUGUGCAAACAGCCACCCUCCCGCUAGUGCCGGAGCUGAGUCCCAGCAACCUCCCCCUUCACUUUGCCAAGGGCAAGCCUUUCCUCAUACUCUUCAAGGACGUGGAUGACCAGUCCAGGGAGGCAGAGGCUUCCCUGGCUAGUCUGGCUCGAGAGAAGACCUUUGAAUCGACGCUCACCAUAGUGUGGAUAGACGUGUCCCAGCCUUCCUCCAUCGGCUCAAAGAUCUUGAAGGACUACGGCAUCAGGCGGCAGCUCCUGCAUCCCAGCAUGGUGUUUGUGGACCAUGCCACCAAUAGGGUAUGCAACUACCCUGCCGACUACAGCUUCAAGGCACCGGCCAUGGCCAACUGGAUCGUCAUUGUGCUGAAUGGGGAGACCUCAUGCUCAGGUUUGAUGGAAAGCAAGUUUGAGCCGCAGGUCAGCCCUUAUGACUUCCUGGCACUGAUUGAGAAAGACAAGAAGGAGGGUACCCAGAGGAUGGGCAGGCUGGCCACAGAGCAUCACCAUGAUGAUGAGGAAGGGGUGGAGACUGAGGAGGACAAGGAGGAGGUUGAACAAGGGCCUGGUCAGCAGUUUGUCUCUGGAGAGCACCGCCACACAGAACUUUAGGUUGGACGGGUCAAGUCGAGCGCAUUAAAGGGCCCUUGCUGUAGAUUUUUUGGUUGCACAUGAAUCUAUGCCAUGCAUCUGUGCUAGUGCAAUUUACUAUCACUUUGUUAAGUUUUAAUUGCCACUUAAAAGUUUUUUGUGAUCUUGUUAAUCUGUGUAGUUGAUGCUUUCACACAUGGCUAUGUUUAUUAAAACAUACAUGUACAUGAUAUCAGCUGUGAUAUGGGCUUUAAUCUUGUUACGGAACGCAAACAAAUAGCCAUAGUUUCAUCUCCAGUCAAGUGCUUCAUUCAGGGAAGUUUACAAAUCUCAGCUUGGACUUUGGUUUUGGCCUUAGGUUUGAUUUUUUUGAGUUUGGUCCCCUAAGUUGAGGUCUUUAAACUCAGUGCAGCUUAAGGUCUUUAACUGGUGGUUCUCAAGCUCAUGCUUAAAUCAAAGUCAGAGAUAAAAGAGAGAGAGAAAAGUGCUCUCGGGGUACGCAGUUUCACCGGUGGGUAAACUGUGUUUGCUUUAGAGAAUUUCAGAUCAUUACGAGUGUCUGCUUAAACAUUAUUGCUGUGGACCCCCCCCCUGGGCCUUGCAAGAUAUCCUCCAGCACAGAUGGAGAAGUAAAUUCAAUAAAAAUAACUCUUUCAUCUUUUCAAGUCAGAAGACAGUAUCCCAUCAUAUUUACAACAUCCAGUGUGAAAACGAUGUCGUGUCGGCAAUGAAAAUGGGCAGUUUUACACCGUGGCUGCAUUUCUCUGUCAAAAGGGAAAUUUAGCAGUUCCUGAGACCUUGACAAAGGAGUUGUCUUUUUUAAAGUUUUGAUGUGUGGAUGUCGUUAAGUACUCGGCAGAAUUUCUUGCCAUUUCAUGAAACAUUUUUAGAGUGUCAUGAUUUAGGAGCUAGAGAGUCGUCAAAGAUUUGUGGUAGAAUCCUCCAGAUCUAUUAACCUUGAUGAUGUUGUUUUGGGGGAUUUUGUGGGUUUCUUUUUUUGUUUUGCACGAGGGAUGUAAAUUAUAAUUCUUGGUUCAAUCUGAUUUGGUGGGGGCUGUCAUGGCCAUGAAACCUGCUUUUAUUUGAAGUUUGAAAUUUGGCAAAUCCUUGCAAACCUGAUGGUUAGCGGUAAGAUAUCUGUAGUAGUAAGGUAGGAGGUUCAACUCCCACCUAAAUGAGCAUGGUAGAUUACUACCAAGCUGUCACACUAGCAAGCUAGAGUUGAGAGGUUUAAGUCCUGUCCCACCUAAAUGAGCAUGGCAGAUUACCACUAAGCUGUCUCACUAGCUAGCUAGAGUUGAAAGGUUCAAGUCCUGUCCCACCUGAAUGAGCAUGGUAGAUUACCACUAAGCCGUCACGCUAGCUAGAGUUGAGAGGUUUAAGUCCUGUCCCACCUAAAUGAGCAUGGUAGAUUACUACCAAGCUGUCACACUAGCUAGCUAGAGUUGAGAGGUUUAAGUUCUGUCCCACCUGAAUGAGCAUGGUAGAUUACCACUAAGCCGUCACGCUAGCUAGAGUUGAGAGGUUUAAGUCCUGUCCCACCUAAAUGAGCAUGGUAGAUUACUACCAAGCUGUCACACUAGCUAGCUAGAGUUGAGAGGUUUAAGUCCUGUCCCACCUAAAUGAGCAUGGUAGAUUACUACCAAGCUGUCACACUAGGGUGAAAAGGUUCAAGUUUGAGCUGAGUGAGCACAAACGUCUACAAAAGGUUGACAAAAUUUCUGUGGAACUUUGCAGACUUGUAGAAGUUUGGCCAGUCUUACCGCAGCACAAUAAUUCGGAUUGAUGAUGUAGUUGGAUUGCAACAGUGCCAUCUCGGACAUGACUGUGAUGCUUUUCCAUGGGCAUUUCCCUGGGCCAGUCAGGUCCUUUUUUUAAAUCCUGGCCUAAUCUCUGUCUUCAGCUCGAUCUUUAGCCCCAAGAUCAGUAGACAACAUUUGAAGUUGUAAUGAAAAUACUCAAACCUCAGAGAACGGGAUAACCUUCAUUCUUUGUUAUGGUUGUUUGCUCUUCAAAGUGGGAACCCAAGUCCUUUUGUGUUGGACAUUAUGUGUAUUUGUUUGUUUUCUGUGUUUGCUAACUUUGCCAUUUUUAUGAUAUUUUGGGGUGGUUUAAGUGAUACUUAGUUCUUCUUUUAGUUUAUCAUUGGAGUAUUUAGAAAGUUGAAUUUGUCAAGUAAUCAAGUAAACAUUCCUGUCGGCUGAUAGCAUUCGUGGAAUUUUGUGAAAGUUGUAAUGAAGUGGUCAAAUGCUCCUUUAAACAAGUACAAAAUUACUGAUGUGAGAUAGUGUUGAUGUAUUUAUCCGUAAGAUUGGAAAAUGUCUUUCGAGAGUUGUCUUUCAACCGUACUAUAUUAUUCUUUUCAAAGCUAAAUAAGAUUCUUUUAUGCGAGUGCUUAAUACGGGUGAUUCCAAAUAGUGCACCACCGAGAGUUUCCAACGCGUUGGCCAAUCUCAAUGCGUGAAAUGUGUCGACCCUUCCAAAAGCGAAUUGCCAGUCAGUACCUCCAGAUGUGUCAACACAUUCAAAUGCACAUUGCGUACAGUAGCCACUGCGUUGUAGACUCUUGGAAGCGCACUAUUUGGAAUUGCCCUCACUAAAACCUCCAUUCUCUCAAUGUCUGAUUAGUGUUGAUGUCAUAUGCAUGUAUGUGCAUUUUCAAUGUCCAUGAAAAAGUUAUACAUAAAAAUCAAGUUGAAGAUGUGGACUUACAGCCAGCUCAUACUUCAGGCAAAAGCGGAGCAAAUUUGAUGUUGCAGUGUAUUUUGCAGCCAAAUUUGUUUCAGUUGAUAUGUGUUCAACUUUGGCGAUUUCGCAGCAUGAACAUUUUUAUCUCACCUCAUAAUUUCUCUUGUGUGUUUGCUUUCAUGUCAAGCAUGAACCAGUCUUCAGGAUUUGUAUCUUACUGGACUGUAUAUAUCUUCUGUGUGUAAGCCAUUUGGAAGGUGUGUGAACUUGUUCCAAAGAGAUAAACAUUAGUGGAUGUGGACCUUCGAUGGCAUUCACUGAAUUGAAAAAUAACAUUAAUCAUGGCUGUUUUUUCUGCCAGGUGACCGUUGGUUAAUGCACACGAAGGUGUAAAUGCUCAUUUAGAAUGUUUUUUCUACAUGUCAAAGCUCAUUUAUUGAUUGUACAUCUAGGGCUUUGGUGUAUUGGCUUUGUUAGUGCGUUGCUUUGAAAUACAGACACAGUUAUGCAAAAGCCACACAAAAGCCGAACAAGAUUUAGCCGAAGAAAAGAGGUAAUCGGCUGCAGGCUUCACUUUGCACUGUGAGUUUGUAGUCCAGUUAUUCUACAUACCUGGAGGGAAUGCAAAACCUGUACGGUGGAAACAAACGAUAAAGCAUUGAAUAAAGUGUUACAAAAACACUCCCCAACCAAGAGUCAUCUCACUGGACAAAAUUCUAUUUGCACAGAGUAAAUUUCAGAAUGUGUACACUCAUAGUACAACCGCAAAUAUUUGAAUAUUGAAAUACAGAUUACACAAUUAACAGUAUUUACUUUUAAUUUGUAUAUUUUGGCUGAAACACUUGUAUUUCCUGCCACAAUGUGGCUAGGUGUAUUUUAUAUUCAUUGUCACUUUUAAAGCUGUUCGGAAUAGUCAACUAGACUUGUUCAGUGCUGGACCUGUACGAGCAUGUGGUCAUUCAGAGAUUAUAGUCAACUCAUGAUUAAUCGCAGUCCUUGAUUGAACAACUCCACGUUGUAUUACGACUGUUGCCAUCUUCCUGCCAGACUUGAACUUGUUUAUUUUUUUUAUCUUGUCAAAUUGUUAUCCGAGAUCAUGAAACGUGAAUCUUAUUUAUUAAAAGAGUAAUGUUCAUACAAGUAUGGUACAUUAAAUGUUUCAAUCAGCACA
This is a messenger RNA of Acanthaster planci (crown-of-thorns starfish), 6358 nucleotides long. It is a transcript of the gene txndc16, whose product is annotated as thioredoxin domain containing 16. NCBI's taxonomy places the organism in Eukaryota, Metazoa, Echinodermata, Asteroidea, Valvatida, Acanthasteridae. The record is from RefSeq and is a predicted model, not a curated record.